UUUCCUUGAUGCGAUAUAUACUUCACACGAUGCCACCGAGAAUUCUUGAAUUUCCAGAAGCCCCGAAUCGAUCCCCUCCUCACCACUCUCCGUCUAGCUAGCCGUCGUCCUCUCUUCCCUUAUCGAUCCGGCCACUGAACUCUUCUACCCUCUGAAGCAGGUAAGGACGAUUAAUCUGUUGAUACCGUUGUUAUCCGGCCGGGCCGGGGCCCCUUCCAUCACAUCACGUGUUGAGUUGCACCGACCUAUAGCUAGAGUAUAAACAUCAGCUAGCUCUGGAGGACCUUAUACCAAUGAUGCGUUGCAGGUGAUGGUUAGCGUGGUGAGCCCGAGCCCGAUGGUGAGGUCGGAGGAGGACCUGGGCCCGCCGUGGCUGCGGCCGCUGCUGGGCACGAGCUUCUUCGUGCCGUGCCGGUUGCACCCGGAGCUGAGCAAGAACGAGUGCAACCUCUUCUGCCUCGGCUGCACCGGCGACGCCCUCUGCGCCUACUGCCUCCCCGCCCACCGUGACCACCACGUCGUCCAGAUACGGCGGUCGUCGUACCACAACGUGAUCCGGGUGUCGGAGGUGGGGAAGCUGAUCGACAUCUCGCACGUGCAGACGUACGUGAUCAACAGCGCCAAGAUCGUGUUCCUCAACGGCCGGCCGCAGGCGAGGCCCGGCAAGGGCGUCACCAACACCUGUGAGAUCUGCUGCCGGAGCCUCCCGGACUCCUUCCGAUUCUGCUCCCUCGGAUGCAAGCUGGGAGGGAUGCAGUGGGACCCGAGCCUGACCUUCGCCAUCCGGCCGAAGCGCGGGCAGGGCUCCGGUGACGACGGGUCCGGCUCCGACGACUCGUUCAGCCCCAAGAAGCCCCGGAGGGCGGCCGGGUUCGAGCUCGGCCGCUUCGACCGGCCGGGCAUCCGGUGGUCCGACGACGAGGGCAGCAGGUCCAACAUCACGCCGGGGACGCCGCCGAUCAGCCGGUGCCGGCCGUCCAGGAGGAAGGGCAUCCCACACCGCUCCCCGUUCUACGGUUAGCCAAACACCGGUGCAAUGCAACACACUCAGCCUUCUCUUUUUGAGCAAAAUGUGUCAGCUGGUCACUUGCUUGAUAGUAUUAGCUAGCUUGAUACAUACGUAUAGUUGUACCAUAUAUCUCAAUGUAUUGACAAAGUUUGUCAAGCAUAUGUAGACAUAAUAUGAAAGAAGAUAGAAACAUAGCUAGGUACGUAGGGUUUAGUUUGGGUAGGUCGAGAUUGAUAUGUGAAAAUGUGAAGGAAUAAGCUAGCAGCAUCAUGUAUUUAUCUCGGUUUGUAGAAUUUGGCUAUUUGCCCCCACCACCCAAAGCGUUUAUUAGCGUUGUGGUGUGUAAGCUUGUUGUUGUUUUACUGGGAGAAAAGAAAGGAAAAAGGAAUAAUUACUGUCUUGUGUUAUGUAACUUA
Molecule: messenger RNA, 1425 nt
Organism: Phragmites australis (common reed)
Lineage: Eukaryota; Viridiplantae; Streptophyta; Magnoliopsida; Poales; Poaceae
Product: protein RGF1 INDUCIBLE TRANSCRIPTION FACTOR 1-like
Exons: 5
Coding region: 311-1021 (236 amino acids)
Source: RefSeq, a predicted model, not a curated record